GUGCCAAAUUUCAGAGACGUAAUGACGGACAAAAGAAAAUAACUGAAAGUAUAGGGAUCUCUGGAUAAAUAUUGCAACGUUCAUUGGAUUUGUUUCGAUCUGAAAAAAGAGUGAGAGAGAGACAAAUAAGCAUACAAGUCGGAGACUCAAACCGCCGCCGUUCUAAACUGACCGCCGCCGUUGCCUCCGAUUCUUAACUAUUUUAGUUUCGCUGUCAGACAAGUUGGUGAUAAAAAUACGACACCGUCGAAAACCUUCUCCAGUCACCCACCGCCGUCGCUGUUGGCUCUGAUUCCAAGCUGUUCCACUUCUCCUUGCCGCCGUCUGUUUUGAGUUAAGCAUAUACAUCUUCUUGAUGAACCCCGCUUAAGCUGUGAGAUAUUCCAGUCAAUGUUUGCUGAUAUUCUGUCAUUGCAGUGAAGAAAUUUGGCAGUAUAAUGGAUUCUGGAUCUGCUGAUGUAUCAAAUUCACAACCUGUUACAACAUCAAGUGUAGCAAGGUCUACUGCAGUGGAGUCUGCACCAGUUCAGUCAACAGAAGAGGCGCCUUCAAAGAUCUCUACUUCAGGCAUCUCGUCAUGGGCCAAAAAUUUAAAAAUUCCACAACCGUUCACUGGGUCCCAAGAUGAACAAUCAUCCGGAAAUGCUCCCAAAUCAACCUUUGCCCGUUUAACUGGUGGGCUUGGAAUGCGUCUGUCCCCUAAAUCUCCUACGUCUCCUACAGAUGAACAUGUUGAUGGAACAUCAACAUCACCAACCAGUUUAUUUGGAACAUUCACCAAAGGAUUGGUUGACUCUUCAAAGAAUGCAGUGAAGGCUGUGCAGGUUAAAGCGCGACAUGUUGUAUCCCAGAAUAAGAGAAGAUAUCAGGAAGGAGGAUUUGAUUUAGACUUGACCUACAUAACAGAGAAUAUAAUUGCCAUGGGAUUCCCUGCUGGUGACAUGAGCUCUGGCCUUUUUGGCUAUGUUGAGGGGUUCUACAGAAACCACAUGGAAGAAGUAAUUAAAUUCUUUGAAACUCAUCAUAAGGAUAAAUACAAAGUAUACAAUCUUUGUGCUGAAAGACUGUAUGAUGCUUCUCUAUUCGAGGGGAAGGUUGCUAGUUUCCCAUUUGAUGAUCACAACUGCCCUCCUAUUCAACUCAUUAUAUCAUUUUGUCAAAGUGCAUACUCAUGGUUGAAGGAGGAUAUCGAAAAUGUUGUGGUUGUGCAUUGUAAGGCGGGAAUGGCAAGAACUGGUUUAAUGAUCUCUAGUCUUCUUCUAUACUUGAAGUUCUUUCCUACAGCAGAGGAAUCUAUGGAUUACUACAAUCAAAAGAGAUGCGUAGACGGAAAAGGACUAGUGCUGCCGAGCCAGAUUAGAUAUGUCAAGUAUUUCGAACGCAUCUUAAUGUACUUUAAUGGAGAAAACCAGCCUGGACGCAGGUGCAUGCUAAGAGGAUUUCGCCUGCAUAGGUGCCCUUAUUGGAUAAGACCUUCUAUCACUGUAUCUGAUCAUAAUGGUGUGCUCUUUUCAUCCAAAAAACAUCCAAGAACCAAGGAUCUAUCGCCUGAGGAUUUUUGGUUCAAUGCACCAAAGAAAGGGGUAGUAGUUUUUGCUCUUCCAGGCGAGCCUGGCCUUGCAGAAUUAGCUGGGGAUUUCAAAAUUCAUUUUCAUGACCGUCAAGGAGACUUUUACUGUUGGUUGAAUACAACAAUGAUAGAGAACAGGAAAGUCCUGAUGACAAGUGAUCUUGAUGGUUUUGACAAGAGAAAGUUACCAUCACCUGGUUUCCAAGUGGAAGUAGUCCUUGCGGACUAUGAUGCUGCCCUUCCUGCUCGACCCCAAUCAGAAACUGCCACCAAAGAAUCAGCUGACAGUUCAAGUGCUAAUCCUACCCCCAUGUCUAAUCCUACCUCAGGCAGUGAGCCUGCUGACGGAAGUAACGUGAACCAACAACCUGGGAACAAUGACAAGGACGAUGUGUUCUCAGACAAUGAAUCUGAGGAACCUGGAAUGUCAAAAGCUAGACAAUCUAAAGCUGCUUCUGAAGUUAGUGCUCCCACAGAUACAAAAAACCCUGGAUCAAGGAACAAGGACGAUUCAGAUAAAAUAUCAAGCUUGACGCAUAAGACAGAACAAGUCUCAUUGGGAGACACAAGCUCUGUACGCAGUGAGCCCAAAAAAGAUGCCUCAGUCGGAACUACGUCUAGUGUUGAUGUGUCCAAUCCGGUUGGAGGAGUGAGUGAUUUCAAGGUCAUGGCAGCUGAUGCAUCUGUUUUCUCAUUUGGAGAUGAAGAAGAUUAUGAAAGUGACUAAAGAGGUCUGUUGUGCAAAUUCAUGAAGAUGUACAUAAUAGCUUGCGGUUGCUAGGGUCUAGCUUGUUGGAUUCUGUUCAUUUUAUUAUGUUGUCAUUUUACUUGUUCAUGGCUUGCCAUUUGAUUAUCAGUUUCGUAAAGCUAUGCCUUAGAUUACCUUGGGUUGAAAUUGUGCUAAAUUUGCAUUACUACUGUUCUGGAAGUUUUUAUAGAACCUAUGCAAUGUACUUUACACUGCUUUCCAUGACUCAAAAACUGUGGCUUCCUUGA
Molecule: messenger RNA, 2566 nt
Organism: Solanum pennellii
Lineage: Eukaryota; Viridiplantae; Streptophyta; Magnoliopsida; Solanales; Solanaceae
Product: phosphatidylinositol 3,4,5-trisphosphate 3-phosphatase and protein-tyrosine-phosphatase PTEN2A
Exons: 13
Coding region: 438-2297 (619 amino acids)
Biological process (GO): dephosphorylation
Cellular component (GO): cytosol
Molecular function (GO): phosphatidylinositol-3,4,5-trisphosphate 3-phosphatase activity
Source: RefSeq, a predicted model, not a curated record